UUUACGCCUCGGGAUGAAACAUAUAAUAGUACAAUCGAUUGCAAUACUUUUUUUCACGUUGGCCGCUAAAGUGUUAACAGUAAGAAUAGAUACUAACAAUUAUUUCCGACUGAUCAGUGAUGUCCACAAAUAUUAUCACACUUCAUCUGUUAUUUUCGUAAAAUCGGACAGUUAUCACGAUUUAAACAUGACGACAUUGGUGCACACCUGGUCACGUGAGUUUUCACGACAGCGGGUCAUGUCCGUGACCAUUACCUUUUCGGAUAUGGUGAACGAGUACAAUAGGUACCAAAAGACCAUCGUAAUGCCAUUAUUUGUCGUUCUUCUCGACACCAGAGAAGCCAUGAGUGAAUUUGCUAAAGCGACAAGGAAUAUAAAGCCUAUUUCUUUUCCCACCUGGUUCGUGAUGUUCCUUCAGCAUCCUGGGAAUCCGCUCGAGAAGUACUGCGAACAUCCCACGGAUAACGUAUUCAACGUGGAUUUCAGCACUCUCAUGCUGGUACUGUGCUACGAUCAUCCGAUCCUGGUCGAGUGGUACGCUAUUCGUGAUAAUCACACCAGAACGUUCGAACUAGCCACGUGGACCGCUGAUAAAGGUUUAAUUUUGAGGACGCAGAAAAGCCUCUACGCUAGACGGAACAAUAUGUUUGGUGACGUUAUGCGGGUGGCGUACGUGGAUGAUUCACCGUUUUUCACGAUGAGAAACGGCAAAAUCAACGGAUUUCUUGGACUGCUGAUGGUAGAGCUUAGUAAAGUGAUGAAUUUUACAAUGAAGAUUCUGAAUCCGGUAAAGGCGUACGGCAGCUGGAGUUAUACACAGAAUAUAUGGACCGGUGCAAUCGGUCAACUGGUAUUCGACGAGGCCGACAUUGGCGUUUCUGAAUUCACCAUUACGUCUGGCAGAUUAAAUGUCGUCGAUUUCACAUUGCCGUUGAUGCUCUCGCGAAAUUGCCUCUAUUUUAAAGAACCCAGCGGUUCCGAUGUGCCAUGGUCUGGAUACUUCAAGGCAUUUAGCUCUGACAUUUGGAUAACGUUAGUGGUGAUAAUAAUAACUGCUUCUAUUCUAUUAACUAUUAUAAAAGCAAAAGGAUUCUCGAUAAAUGUAAUAUCAGAGAGUUAUAUUAAUGUUUGGGGUAUUUAUUGCCAGCAGGGUUUGUCAGAAUUUCCUAAUAAAUCGUCAAUGAGAUUAGCUUUUUUCUCGAUUCACAUCUCAUCGUUGAUAAUUAUGGCUGCCUAUUCUGCCUCGUUGAUCAGCUUCCUGACGCUCACUACGACUAGCUUGCCUUUCUCCACUAUGGAGAGUUACGUUAAGGAUGGUUCUUAUAAAUUAAUCGUUAUGAGAAAUAGCGCUGAAUAUGAUAUGCGCACGAGUACUUAUCUCAAAGACCCCGUGUUUCGAAAAAUGUACGAUUUAAUGGUGAAGAAAGAGCAAUUGCCGUUAACAUUAUCAGAUGGAUUCAAACAACUAUGCGGACAGAAGAAAUAUGCAUUUUAUACCACGGAAGUAUUUAGAAACGCUUUAAACAUUUAUGUACCAUGUAAAGUCCUGCAGAUAGAGAGCGGAAAAAGUGAUAGCUUGGCAUUAGCUUUAAGGAAGGGAAAUCCUUACAUCGGUUUAAUAAAUUAUUACUUGCAGCAAUUUCAAGACAACGGUGUUAUGAGAAAGUUGAGAGAUGGAUAUCUCUUAAGGGACAAUCCAUCGGUGACUAGAUACGACGCGGUCAAUUUAAAGGAUAUAGCGUUGACUCUAACGGUAGUGACAGGUGGUAUAAUGCUGGCACUGUGUGUUUUAAUCAUCGAGAAAACGUAUUAUACUUUGACUUCUCGAUUUAAAAAUAGCAAAUCUUUUGUUAAUAAUUCGAGUCUACGAUUCGAAAAAACAAAUAACAAAAAUAAUCUGAAUAAUAUGAGACUAAUCGGAUAUUUGCCAUGAAAUUAUUAAAACCUCUCAAGU
Messenger RNA from Linepithema humile (Argentine ant), 1954 nucleotides. Its product is annotated as glutamate receptor 1-like. Gene Ontology annotation, cellular component: membrane. The record is from RefSeq and is a predicted model, not a curated record. Gene Ontology annotation, molecular function: ligand-gated monoatomic ion channel activity. Lineage: Eukaryota; Metazoa; Arthropoda; Insecta; Hymenoptera; Formicidae.